AUGCCCGAUCUCCCUCCCUCCAAUGUAAUCAUCAUCCACCCGGACCUCGGCAUCGGCGGCGCCGAGCGCCUCAUCAUCGACGUCGCCCUCGCCCUGCAGUCCCGCGGCCACCGCGUCACAGUCUAUACGUCUCACCGCGACACGGGUCAUUGCUUUGAGGAGGCCCGCGACGGGACCCUUGAUGUUCGCGUCCGUGGGAAUACGGUCUUUCCGGCUCAUCUGGGGGGACGGUUUCAUGUCUUCAUGGCGAUUUUGAGACAGUUGCAUUUGACGAAGGAGGUUUUAGGGGAUUUAUCUAGCGGUGAUACUGGGUCUGGAGCUAGAAAUGGGGAUAAGAAUGAGGAUGAGGAUAAGGAGAAGGAGAAUGAUCGCGAUACCAUCUUCAUCGUGGACCAAGUUCCCGCCUGCGUGCCGUUUUUGAAGACCCUCGGACCCAGGUACCAGCAUCAGGAUCAGGAUCAGAAGGAAGGGACUUCGCGCCAACGCAUUCUCUUCUACUGCCAUUUCCCCGAUCAAUUGCUUUCGCGACGCAACGAGGGCGGCUCGCUUCUUCGGCUGGCUAAACUGCUCUAUCGGUGUCCGUUUGACUGGUUCGAGGGGUGGGCGUUGAGCGCGUCGGAUCGCGUCGUUGCGAACUCGCGGUUCACGCGCGGUGUCGUGAGCGAUGUCUUUGGGUUGCAGUCGUUGGGAGAUGUAAGGGUUGUUUAUCCGUGCGUUGACACGGAUGCUGGGAGUGGUGAUGGGGAUGGGAAUGGAGAGGUGGGGAAGGGGGAUGAGAAGCUCUGGGGUGGGAAGAAGAUUCUCUUGAGUAUUAACCGAUUCGAGAGGAAGAAGGAUAUGGCGUUGGCGGUUCGCGCGUAUCAUGGCCUUGGGGAGGAGAAGAGGAGGGGGACGAGGUUGGUAAUUGCUGGCGGUUACGACAACCGAGUCCAAGAGAAUGUGCAGUAUCACAAAGAACUGGAUGACCUUGCCACCGGUCUGGGGCUACAGACGGCUACGUCGAAAACGGUCAUCUCUGCGCUUUCGAUACCCGACUCGAUCGACGUUCUCUUUCUGCUCUCCGUGCCGACCGCAUUCCGCGAUUCGCUGCUCCUGCAGUCGAAACUGCUCCUCUACACGCCGAUCAACGAGCACUUCGGCAUUGUCCCCGUGGAGGCGAUGCGCGCUGGGAUCCCCGUCCUGGCAUCCAACACUGGCGGUCCCUUAGAGACGAUCGUCGAGGGCGAAACAGGCUGGCUCCGGGACGCCAAGGUGGAUGCCGACUGGACAGCGGUGAUGGACAAGGUUUUAUACGGUAUGGAUCAGACGGAAUUGGACCGCAUGUCUGUCGCAGCUAAGAAGCGCGUGGAAAAUGAGUUCUCGCUCACGGCCAUGGGCGAUAGUCUGGAGGAGGAAAUCGGCGAGAUGCUAGGCAGCGAACGACGGCCAAAUCCAUAUCACCACGUGACCUCGCGCUCAGCUCGCGCGGUGACGUCGCGACUCGACACGUGCCUCACGCACUCCAUCACCGACAUCAACCCCGAUCACCAAUCUCAAACAACCCGUCCCUCUUGGUGGGAAAUAGGCGCCAUGCCCGAGGUCAUCGACCUGCUCUCCUCCACCCCUCCCCACCCGCAAGACCGACCUCCUCAACCCUCCCGAAGACCACCACCAGCAGCGCCAUCUCCUCUCCCUCCCCCUCCGGUCGAACACACGACUCUUCAAGCGCGACAAGGCCCUCCCUCACUCCCCGCUCCCACUCCGGCCAUCAAUCCCUCCUCGCACUUCAUCCUCUCCUCUGACUUCGAUACCUCCCCGAUCGCAUUCACAGAUGACAUCGACACGAACAUCGACGCCGAGAACCCCUCAAAACGAAGACGUCUAAGUCAGGACGAGAACCCCGGCGACGGGAGUCCUAAACCUACACACCGAUCUCCCCGACAGAGCAGCCCAUUCGCCCCGCCGCCUUCUCAUCAACGUCCUCCUCCUCCUGACCCCUCUCGCAAUCGACUCUUCUUAUUCUCGGAUGAAGAUUUCCUUUCGUCCCUGCCGGCACUGUCUUCGGAGGGACCCGGUCUAGAACCAGAUCUAGAUGUAGAUCCAGGCCCCGCACCGAGGGUGAAUCGGCCGAUUCGAGAUAUUCCGGCUUGGAAUGGCGAGUCGGAUCCGAUUGUUUUCACUUCUUCGGCGCCGGACAAUGGGGGGAAUAGGACAAGGGGGACGGAGACGAGGACGAGGACUACGAUGGAAACGGUGACGAUUGACGAUGACGAUGGGGAUGAUUAUGGUGGACCUGGUGGUGACGAUCACGACAAUAUCAAUGCGCCUGUCCACCGAGACCGACGACGCUUGGAACAAGACGAUAUCGAGCCAUUUAGCGAUGAGUUUGCGAUCCCGGAUUUGAAUGAAUUAUUGGCGAUGACAACAACAACAAGAACAACAGCAACAAGCAAGGCGGGGUCAUCGCGAGACGUCUCUACGAAUAACGAACGGGGCCCGAAUCUAUCGAGUAGGACGGCAAAUCUCCUAGCGAGUUUGGAGACUCAGUCGAAGACUGAGAAGUCGAUGCCGAUGCCAAUGCGGACAGGAAAAAACGGCCGGGGGGAUGUGGUCGAGGUCGAGGAGAUCAUGGAUGAAGUGGCUGAGCCGCGGAGGCCAGGACGGAAGAAGGCGACGGCCUCGACGACCAAACUUACGAGUGGGGAGAAAGACGCACGAGCGCGAGAGCGGGAGGCAUCGAAGGUGCAGCGUGAACAGGAUCGACAGCAAGAGAAAGAGCGGAAGCAGAAACUCAAGGAGGAAAAGGCCCGUGAUAAGCAGCUUGCGGCGGAUAUCGCGCAGGUCAACAAGCUGAAGGUCGAUAAGAAGGAGUCCACGCCGGAGAUGAUCGUCGAUCUGGCGUCGAGUCUGGAAGGCACGAGUGUGGGUAAUCAGAUGGCGGAGUUCAUGAGCAAGCUCGGUGUGGAAUUGACCUACUUUACGAGCGCCAUGCCGAAUGUUGUGCGCUGGAGGCGGAAGGUCAAGGCGAGAUAUAACGAUGCCGCGGGACACUGGGAGCCGUGUGCGUUUCACAUUCGUCAGGAAGAGCAGGUGCUUGUUCUUUUGACGGCGCAGGAGUUUGUUGACCUGGUUAUCGCAUCACCUGCAACGCAGUAUACUUCUGUAUCACCCGACCUACCGGCGGAGACAGCAGCAGCAGCAGUAGUAAUCACUUUAGAGCAACACGUUCAACAACUCAAAAACGCCUACCCAGGCUGCAAGCCCAUCUACCUUAUUGAAGGUCUCACCGGCUGGAUGCGCAAGAACCAAAAUUCCCGCAACAGAGCCUACGUCGCCGAAGUGCGUCGUCAAAUGGAGCAAGAAACGACCUCUUCUCAACAACCCUCCUCUCGAGGGCGGAAAAAGGCCGCAAGGAAACCCGAAACCACACCCCCGGUUGACGACGACACCGUGGAAGACGCCCUUCUUCAACUCCAAGUCACCCAUUCCUGUCUGAUCCACCACGCCGCCGCCGCCGCAGAAUCCGCUGAGUGGAUCAAGAAUUUCACAGAACACGUCUCCACCGUCCCGUACCGACACGAGAUGAUGGAGGGCCGCGACGCUGCAUUUUGUAUGGACACGGGGCAGGUGAAGCCUGGGGAUACCAAAUCCGAUACCUUUGUCAAAAUGCUGCAGGAGGUUCAUCGCGUCACUGCUCCCAUGGCGUAUGGCAUUGAGGUCCGGUAUCCGAGUGUUUUGGAUCUAGUUCAGGGCAUGAGAAGAGGUGGUCCGGGGUUGUUGGAGGAUGUAAAGAAAUCAGCCAACAAGAAUGGCGCUCUCACCGAUUCCCGUAUCGGCCCGGCGGCAAGUAAACGGUUGUAUAAAGUUUUCAUGGGACUUGAUUCUUCGUCGACGGAUAUUUGA
Molecule: messenger RNA, 3882 nt
Organism: Aspergillus affinis
Lineage: Eukaryota; Fungi; Ascomycota; Eurotiomycetes; Eurotiales; Aspergillaceae
Product: GDP-Man:Man(1)GlcNAc(2)-PP-dolichol alpha-1,3-mannosyltransferase
Exons: 4
Coding region: 1-3882 (1293 amino acids)
Molecular function (GO): DNA binding; alpha-1,3-mannosyltransferase activity; GDP-Man:Man(1)GlcNAc(2)-PP-Dol alpha-1,3-mannosyltransferase activity
Source: RefSeq, a predicted model, not a curated record